AACGCGACGCACUGAGGUCGUUUGCCUUCCUUUUGCACAUGUGAGGUAAGCGACCUUUAAGCAACCGAAGCAGUGUUUCAUUUCGUCUUCAUUUAUGUCCAGUCGGUGACAAUGCUUCUCGUGAGGAGAGCCGUACAGACGGCGGCGAGGACAAAUCACUGCAGGUCUUUUUCCACCUCUCAGACUCACCUGAACGAGAGAAAAGGUCUGGUGCUGGGAGUGUUUGAGAAGGAGGGAGAGGAGGGCAGCCUUCUCCUGACAGAGGCGGCAGAAGGUUUUGAUAAAACUCUGUCUGGAAAACUGUCAGAACUGCUGAAAAUAUCUGGACCUGUGCUCAAAAAAGGAAAAAGCAGAAUAUUUUAUGGGAUUCACAAGGACUUCCCCUGUGUGGCAGUAGUGGGGCUGGGUAAACACAAUGCUGGUGUUUGUGGGCUGGAGAACUGGGACACCAGCAAGGAGAACAUCAGGCAGGCAGUGUCGGCCGGCUGCCGGCUACUUCAGGACCUGGAGGUGAAACACGUGGAGGUGGACGGUUGUGGAAACAACCAGGCGGCGGCAGAAGGUGCCACUCUGGGUUUGUUUCAGUACGACCAACUCAAAUCCAAGAAGAAGACCAAAGUAACGACACAGCUUCACGGCAGUGCUGACAAAGUGGGCUGGGAGAAAGGAGUUAUGUAUGGCGAAGGCCAAAACCUGGCCCGACUUCUCAUGGAAGCUCCGGCCAAUCACAUAACUCCUACUGCUUUUGCCAACACCAUCGAAGAGAAACUAGCUCCACACUCUGAGCGAGUCACAAUUAAGAAGAGAUCCCAGGCUUGGAUAGAGGAGCAGCAGAUGGGAGCCUUCCUUAGUGUGUCUAAAGGAUCAGAGGAGCCCCCUGUCUUCCUGGAGCUACAUUACAACGGUUCAGCUGAAAGUAAGCAGCAACCGCUGCUGCUGGUGGGCAAAGGCAUCACAUUUGACAGUGGAGGUAUUUCUCUGAAGCCCUCGCUUUCUAUGGACGCAAUGAGAGCAGAUAUGGGCGGAGCCGCCACCGUGUGCGCGGCCAUCGUCACGGCAGCGGCUCUGAAGCUGCCGGUCAACAUCAUCGGUCUGGCCCCGCUGUGUGAGAACAUGCCCAGCGGAAAGGCGACCAAACCAGGCGACGUUGUCACGGCCAAGAACGGAAAAACUAUUCAGGUUGAUAACACAGAUGCAGAGGGCAGACUGAUCCUCGCUGAUGCUCUCUGUUAUGGACACGCCUUCAACCCCAAAGCCAUUGUCAAUGUUGCUACGCUAACAGGUGCAAUGGAUGUAGCUCUCGGCUCGGCGGCAACAGGAGUAUUUACAAAUUCUGACUGGCUCUGGGAGCAGCUGCACAAGGCCAGUGUUGUGACAGGUGACAGAGUGUGGCGGAUGCCUCUGUUCCAGCACUACACCCAACAGGUGACUGACAGCCAGCUGGCCGACCUCAACAACAUCGGCAAGUACAGCCGUUCUGGUGGUGCCUGCACAGCAGCUGCUUUCCUGAGGGAGUUUGUCACAGCUCCUCACUGGGCUCAUCUGGACAUUGCUGGUGUGAUGAGUAACAAAGAUGAAGUUCCUUACUUGAGGAAAGGCAUGUCCGGACGACCAACACGUACGUUGGUGGAGUUUGCUGCCGGGCUGGCCCACAGUGACUGAGAGAUGUACAGAAAAUCUGAUCAGACGCUUGGGAAUAACUCUUCUAGUGAGAUUCAAAUAUGACAACGACGGAGAGCUAUACGUCAAGGGUCAACGUCCAUCUAUAUUUGAACAGUUCCUUGGAAGAACUGAUAAUAGAAAGAUAAAAAAUAAAUAUUCUGUAAAGUUUUUAGGCUUUGUGUAAUUCCCCUUUCUGUCCCAAAAACUGGUUGUGAGUUAUUAAUACUUAGUCAUUUAUAUGUUACAUAAAUGAAUUGGUAAAUAAAACGUAUUUAAUAAA
Mugil cephalus (flathead mullet) is the source of this 1942-nucleotide messenger RNA. It is a transcript of the gene lap3, whose product is annotated as leucine aminopeptidase 3. NCBI's taxonomy places the organism in Eukaryota, Metazoa, Chordata, Actinopteri, Mugiliformes, Mugilidae. The transcript is spliced from 13 exons. Bases 112 to 1662 code for a protein of 516 amino acids. Gene Ontology annotation, biological process: proteolysis. Gene Ontology annotation, molecular function: manganese ion binding; metalloaminopeptidase activity. Gene Ontology annotation, cellular component: cytoplasm. The record is from RefSeq and is a predicted model, not a curated record.